Molecule: messenger RNA, 1764 nt
Organism: Microbotryum saponariae
Lineage: Eukaryota; Fungi; Basidiomycota; Microbotryomycetes; Microbotryales; Microbotryaceae
Source: the annotation of a GenBank genome assembly
AUGUCUGCUUCAACAAGAAACCCUCGACCGAACCCACAGCAGGCCACCAGGCUACAGCAGCAGCAGCAGCCCUCCGCUUCGUCCUCGUCGUCCUCUUCCAACACCACCACCACAACAGCCGUCGCCACACAAGGCACAACACCGGCCGACUGGAAGGCCAAACUCAACCUCCCCGCCAAGGACCACAGGCCACAGACCGAGGUACGCCAUACUUACUCGUGUGGGCGGGCUCAACGAUGGCAGCGCCUCCCCCCUUUUUCCGACUGGCCCUGACAGGACCGCCGACGCUCACCUCCCCCACUUUUCGCCCUUUAGGAUGUCACCGCAACCAAAGGCAACGAGUUCGAGGACUAUUUCCUCAAGCGAGAACUACUCAUGGGUAUCUUCGAGGCCGGCUUCGAACGACCGUCUCCGAUCCAGGAGGAAGCCAUUCCAAUCGCCUUGACCGGACGAGAUAUCCUCGCGCGCGCCAAGAACGGCACCGGCAAGACCGCCGCCUUCAUCAUCCCGACCCUCGAGCGCGUCAACCCCAAAAUCAACAAGAUUCAGGCCCUUCUCCUCGUACCGACGCGUGAGCUCGCACUCCAGACCAGUCAGGUCUGCAAGACCUUGGGCAAGCACACGGGUGCGCAGAUCAUGGUCACCACCGGCGGAACGACCCUGCGCGACGACAUCCUCCGUCUCGGCGAACCGGUGCACAUCCUCGUCGGGACCCCCGGUCGCAUCCUCGAUCUCGCCGGCAAGGGGAUUGCCGACCUCAGCGCAUGUCCCAUGUUCGUCAUGGACGAGGCCGACAAGCUUCUCUCGCCCGAGUUCACGCCCGUCAUCGAGCAACUGCUCAAGCUCAUGCCCAAGGAGCGUCAAGUGAUGCUCUUCUCCGCGACGUUCCCCCUGAUCGUCAAGGACUUCAAGGACAAGUGGAUGACCAAACCGUACGAGAUUAACCUCAUGGACGAGCUCACCCUACGCGGUGUGACGCAGUACUACGCCUUCUUGGAGGAACGACAAAAAGUGCAUUGCCUCAACACGCUCUUCUCCAAGUUGCAGAUCAAUCAGAGCAUUAUCUUUUGCAACUCGACCAACCGCGUCGAACUGCUCGCUAAAAAGAUUACCGAGCUCGGCUACUCGUGCUUCUACUCGCACGCACGCAUGCUCCAGGCGCACCGCAACCGCGUCUUCCACGACUUCCGCAAUGGCGUAUGCCGCAACCUCGUCUGUUCCGAUCUCUUGACCCGUGGUAUCGAUAUCCAAGCCGUCAAUGUUGUCAUCAACUUCGAGUCAGUUUAAGAAAACAAACUCCUUGAACCUGAUGCGAUGUAGCUGACCCGCUCCUCACUACGCACCCUUCUCAGUUUCCCCAAGAACGCCGAAACGUACCUGCAUCGCAUCGGUCGAUCGGGUCGUUACGGCCACCUCGGUCUCGCGAUCAACCUCAUCACCUACGACGACCGCUUCGACCUAUACCGCAUCGAACAAGAGUUGGGCACCGAGAUCCAGCCCAUCCCCCCGGUCAUUGACCGAAGUCUGUACGUCGCACCGGGGACGGAGGAGGAGACGAUCCAACGACCGAAUCAGGCUCAGGCGCAACAAAACCAGCAACAGCAACAGCAGCAGGGACAGCAGGGACAACCACAGCAGAGGUCUUACCAGGGGCAAGGGCAGCAGAGUCAGGGAGGACAGCAGCAACAGAGACCUCAACAAGGACAGCAGCAGCAAGGUGGAGGAUAUGGGGGCCAGCAACAGAACGGGCAGCGGAGGCAGUAG